AUGAACUUACAUAAAUGUAAACGUGAAACGCAGGAACAAAUGAUGAAAGAAAUUCAGACAAAAAAUGAAUUUAAAUCUGAUUGUUUGAGAGACCUGGAGUCGAUGUUGAUGAAAACCGGUGUGGAUGACAAUUCAAAGCAAUACGUCAUUGAAUGUUUGUGGAUUGCUCUCGACAGUUUCUAUAAUAAGUUUUUGACGUGGAAAAUAAGUUCUGAGAGAAGGGGAAUGGUGAUUCAAGACUUGGAGCAUCACUUGUUCGCUGCUCAUGUCACAAAUCGACUCUUGAAAUGGAAAUUGAAACAAGAGAAACAACAUUCAACCGAUCUCAACUCUCAGAAUGAAAUUUUUCUUCUGGACGUGCAAGAACACGUCGAAGAAGGAGGAGUACUAACAAACUGCUGUGCCGUUGAUGACGAAAAUGCGUACAAGGAAGCGCAAGAUGUGGUCGUGGAAUCAAAAGUCAUAGACGAUGACGAAUUAUUUGUAGCCAAAUUUAACGAUCUCAUCAAAAAAGUCUCAGAACUAAAAGGUCCUCCUCCCCACAUGAGAUUAAGAAGGCAGUCGGCACUGGAGGUGGCCUCGCCGUUGAGCGACUUUAAAAAAUCCUCAUUAUCGGAGGUUGAAUCAAAAGAAAAUAAGGAGGAAAGUGAAGACGAAGGAUGCGUGAUUAGGAGAAGCGUCGAAGAGCAAUGGAGUGCCGAUGGCUGCAGGAAAGAUCCCAACGAUGUUUGCAAAUGUCGCGUCAAAAAAGAGGAUAACAACUUUGCUAAUCAUAACUUGAUGAAAAUAAAAGAAUCAGAUACAGAGGAGAAUAAACGUGGGACUGGGGCAAAAAUAUUUCACCUAAUAAAUGAUGAUGUAGAAGUGGAAAGUUUUAAAACUGUUGCUAGAUGUUUGUCGUACCACGAUUUGCAAUCAAAUAUUAAAGAAGCUGGAUUAGUGGUGCAUUCAAACAGCGAUGAGAAUAACAAAAAACAAAUUGCUGUGAACAAUAGUAAGAGUAGCGAGAGUAACAAUUUUACAAACGGCAAAGCAGAUACUAACAUGAAGAUGUUGUUGGAGCUCACAAAUAAUGAACCAACUCAUGCAAACAACAAACAAUCCAGUUAUACAGCACUUUCACACAAAGAUAACAAGCCAAAAAAACAAAUAUCAAACAAUAAAAUGAAGCAAUGCUCAAGAAUAAAAAGUUACAGCAGAAAACCAAAUGUUAUCAACGUCAAUCAAAUUGCAAAGCAGAAGGCGUUUGUCGAUCCCGACACGUCAGCCAUCAACAUGAGCGUUUUCAGACCGAAAAAAGAAAAGAAUGAUUCAGGGUGGGUGAUUCGCGAAGCCAAACUGCCCUACUUUGAAAUCCAAAUUCUUGAUUCAAAGCAGACAAAUUCAGCUCUGAAGACAGAGUCUAAACACGGUAGCAUUUAUUUAAACAAACUUCAGCCAAACGAUUCAGACAAAAACGACACUUUUUUUAAAAAAUCAUUCAACGAAAUAAUCCCUACCACCACCCCAAGUGAUGCGAACAGUCCGAGAGCAAGAGCAAUCUCGAAACGUAUCAACGAUCAGGAAAAGAACGAAAAAAUAUCACAAGUAGAACAAGAAGAACAACCUCCUCUUGCCGAUAAUAAAAAACAGAGUUUUCAACAAGAAAACAAAAUAACUUUCUUGAAAAACUCUGAAAAAGAUUUUGAAAAUAAAAAUUCUACAAACAAAAAUUUAGAAAAUGUUGAACUAAUAAGGGAAUCGCUGAGUACAUCAUUAGGCAGUAAAACAAGUUUGCAGUCAAUUAAAAUGAAUAUAAAAAAUGUUGAAAACAAAGGAGCUAAUUCCGGUGAAUUUAAACCAGACUUUGCAACAACUAUUAGACAAGAUGUUGCAACCAUUAACAAAUCUGUUGAGAUGGCAAACGACCUGAAAUAUACGUAUGAAAUUAAUUCAGCAGCGAAACCUCAAUACCAACGAUCACAACAAACGCCUCGAGAUCAAACGCAAAAUGUGCCAACCUCCUUUCAUAUACCAGCAACCUCAUCUCUUUCCAUUCAAAAAAACAAAUCACCAAUCGUGAUAGCUGUCAAAACUUCGCCUAAUUUCGACAUACAGGAAGUAGUGCGAGCCGACAAAGCGAGCAAACAAACAAAAAGAGAUUUAAAUACGCAGUGCAGAAGCUUGAAAUCCAUUUUUGGCAAAGAAUCACCUGAAGCGUCAUCAGCAAUAAACAUAUGCAAAAAAUUAUGCUCUUGA
Messenger RNA from Helobdella robusta, 2238 nucleotides. RefSeq lists its product as hypothetical. The record is from RefSeq and is a predicted model, not a curated record. Lineage: Eukaryota; Metazoa; Annelida; Clitellata; Rhynchobdellida; Glossiphoniidae. The transcript has 4 exons. Bases 1 to 2238 code for a protein of 745 amino acids.